This is a messenger RNA of Telopea speciosissima, 2309 nucleotides long. Its product is annotated as equilibrative nucleotide transporter 8-like. Gene Ontology annotation, cellular component: plasma membrane. Gene Ontology annotation, biological process: nucleoside transmembrane transport. The record is from RefSeq and is a predicted model, not a curated record. Bases 642 to 1901 code for a protein of 419 amino acids. The transcript has 2 exons. Gene Ontology annotation, molecular function: nucleoside transmembrane transporter activity. NCBI's taxonomy places the organism in Eukaryota, Viridiplantae, Streptophyta, Magnoliopsida, Proteales, Proteaceae.
AUAUAAUUGGGACCGGGAGUUUGCUUCAGCACCACUAGCUUAAGGAGUAGUGUUACAUCUAUCUUUUGUUCAUAGCACCAAAGCAAGGGAUGUGAUGUACUUGAUUUGCAAUAUGGUAUGUGACACAGACACAUUGUAGCUUCUUUUGAGUUUGAACCUCACAAAUAUAUACUGUUACGUUUCACGCGUGCCCAACCUAAUGCUUCCUGAAAUUUGAUGAACAUCAAGGGCAAUUAAGAAACUUUCAGAAAAUGAAACUGCCAACCAUAACCCAAUGAUUAACUCCAUCAAUUCAGCAUGAUCAUGUUUAUGUUUGCACAGAGACUGAAACUUGACACGUUUACCAGUGGAAAGUUCUAGCUUUCGGGGAAUGAGAUUCGGGACGUUGCAUGCAAGCUGAGCUAUAUGUAGCAGUAGAAUAAAAGCCACUUCUCCCUAUACUAUCCAUCCAUUCUGUCCCCACACGGCAGUCUCUCUCAGUGUAUAGGAGACCUAUUGAUUCCAAACUCUAGCCUAUCAACAAAUUAAUGACCAGUAGAGGAACGAUCAUUGCCCGCUUCAAUCACCACUGGACCCACUAACCAUCUCUCAAAAGGACUAUAAAUAUUUUUGUAUUUGUGAGAAGAAGACAUCAAUAUGAAAUGGAAGGAGUCAAGAGCCUCUGUGAUCAGACUGAGCCAAGAGAUGCCUUCAACAUGGCAUAUAUAAUUCAUUUUGUUCUAGGUGCUGCCAAUCUUCUUCCAUGGAAUGCUCUAAUUACUGCUGUUGAUUACUUUGGCUAUCUCUAUCCAGAUGAGCAUGUUAACAAAGUGUUUGCUGUAGCUUACAUGGGCUCUUCACUGCCAGUCCUUGUCCUUUUUUUGAGUUGGGGUAGCUGGAACAAGAAGUCAAGCUUUAGACUAAGGAUGAACUUGGGACUGUCAAUGUUCAUUCUCUCUGUCAUGACACCCCCAUUGAUAGACUGGACUAGUCACAGCAGUGGGCCACAAAAGAGGCUACAUGGAGCUUAUACUGUGACUGUUGCAGCAGUGGCAGUCUGUGGUUUAGCCGAUGGGCUGAUUGGUGGAAGCUUGAUAGGCUCUGCAGGGAAGCUUCCCAAACGGUAUAUGCAAGCCGUUUUUGCAGGAACUGCUUCCUCAGGGGUUUUAGUUUCCAUCAUGAGGAUCAUAACGAAGGCAUCCCUUCCCCAGACCCCUGAGGGUCUCCGGUUAAGUGCCCACCUCUAUUUUGUAGUCAGCACUCUUAUCGUGAUGGGGUGUAUUGUCUGUUGCAACAUUUUAGACAGGUUGCCAGUUAUGCAAAAAUACCAGUGCAAGAUAACAAUGGCUCCCAGGACCCUCAUCUCUGGUUUUUCAGAUAAUCCGCAGAGUUCCAUGAGAAUGCUCUUUGAAGUUGAUGAACCAGAACAGCCUAAAUUUUGGGAUGUGAUGAGAAAGAUCAGAUGGCCAGCUUUUGGGAUUCUUAUGAUAUACACUGUAACGCUCUCUAUUUUCCCAGGAUACAUAGCCGAAGAUGUGCACUCCAAGGUUCUUCGAGAUUGGUAUCAAAUCUUGCUGAUCACAAUGUACAAUGUCUCAGAUUUAGCAGGAAAGUCCUUGACUGCAGUUUAUGUUCCGAAGACAAUUGCAAAGACUACAUGGGCUUCCAUCUUCAGGCUUUUAUUCUACCCUCUCUUUACAGCUUGCCUCCAUGGACCAAAGUGGUUUAGAACUGAAGUGCCAGUAGUAUUUCUGACGACCAUGUUGGGACUAUCCAAUGGGUAUCUAACAAGUGUUUUCAUGAUACUUGCUCCAAAAUCAGUACUUGUUGCAGAAGCAGAAACAGCUAGCAUUGUGAUGGCUUUGUUCUUGGCAUUUGGAUUAGUAAUUGGUUCAAUUCUGGGGUGGUUCUGGAUUAUUUGAACCAUAUGAGUCCUUGCAUAUGGCCAAGUUGAUCUUGAAUUCAUGAUUCCUAUCCUCUUAUAUACAGAGGAAGGCACGUUAUUUCUCUAUCACCCUUUCUAGCUCCAAAUGUUAUCAAAGGAAUUGGAAAGUUCCAGCUGAAAAGAAGGAUGCAAAAACCCCAUUAAUCCAGCUAAAGAGAGCAUAUAUGUUAUUAUACUAGAAGAACUUUCAUAGGAUAUUCGAUUAUUUGUUCAUUUCCUAAAUAUAAUUUAAGUAAUACUGACAGAUAUGUGUAAGCUUUGGGUAUUAAGCUUAUCAUUAUUGCUCUAUCCGUGAUGCGUAUCAUCUGUGUUGGACUAUUGGUCUAAUACAAAGCAACACUGAUAAGCUUCAUACCUAAUUUUUAGGUACCUGAAGUUAGUAUCA